GGCUCAAUGAGUUUACAAAAACUGAUGUCAAACUUUCGACUUCCAGGUGGAAACAAGCUGAAGCCGCAGCCAUUCCGGCUCAACUGGUCGUGGAUCAGCCUGGAGAAGGAGUACUAUCUGGUGGAUGAGGAUGCCAAAUUCCUGGAGGUGACGCUCAGACGCAGGGGAUACCUGGGAGAGACAUCCUUCGUCAGCAUCACCACCAAGGAUGGCACUGCGGAGAAGGACAAGGACUUCCGGGGCAAGGCCCAGAAGCAGGUCCAGUUCAACCCAGGCCAGACUGUGGCCACCUGGAGGGUGAAGAUCUUCACGGACCAGGAGUUUGAGACCAGCGAGACUUUUGAGAUCCAGCUGUCGGAGCCUGUCAUGGCCGUGCUGGAGUACCCCGAUACAGCCACUGUGGAGAUAGUGGACCCUGGUGAUGAGUCCAUGGUGUUCAUCCCCCAGGCAGAGUAUAAGAUAGAGGAGGACAUUGGGGAGCUGCUGGUGCCUGUUCGCCGCUCUGGAGACCUCAGCCAGGAACUCAUGGUCGUCUGCUACACCCAGCAAGCCAGUGCGACGGGUACCAUCCCCAGCACGGUCCUCUCCUACAGCGACUACAUCACACGUCCCGAGGACCACACCAGCGUGCUCCGCUUCGACAAGGACCAGAGGGAGAAGCCCUGCCGCAUCAUCAUCAUCGACGAUUCGCUCUACGAGGAGGAAGAGAGCUUCAACGUAACCCUCAGCAUGCCCAUGGGGGGCCAGGUGGGAGCCACCUUCCCCAGCGCGAAGGUCACCAUCCUGGCCGACAGCGACGACGAGCCCUCUCUGUAUUUCGGAGAACUAGAUUACAUUGUGGAUGAGAGUUCAGGCUAUGUGGAGGUCAGGGUCUGGAGGACUGGCACUGACCUCUCCAAGACGGCCACAGUGACCGUCCGCUCCAGGAAGAGUGACCCCGUCUCUGCUGAAGCCGGCCUGGACUACGUGGGCAUCAGCCGUAACCUGGACUUUGCCCCCGGGGUGACCAUGCAGACAUUCAGAGUGACCAUCCUGGAUGACCUGGGUCAGCCGGAGCUGGAGGGGCCGGAAACCUUUGACCUGGUGCUGAGGAUGCCCAUGAACGCUGUGCUGGGAGAGCCCAGCAAGACCAUCAUCACUAUUAAUGAUACUGUUACUGACCUGCCCAAGGUUCAGUUCAAGGAUGCAGCCUAUAAGGUGGAUGAGGCGGACGGGGAGAUGAAGGCCGUAGUGUAUCGUAGUGGAGACAUCAGUCACAGGUCUACGGUGCGCUGCUACACCCGCCAAGGCUCUGCCCAGGUCAUGAUGGAUUAUGAUGAGAGGCCCAACACGGACGGGUCACUCAUCACCUUCUUCCCAGGGGAGAGUGAGAAGGAGUGUGUGGUGAACCUGGUGGAUGAUAACCUAUACGAGGAGGACGAGGAGUUCCGUCUGGUCCUGGGAACGCCCAAGAGCAAGUCACCCUUCGGAGCCUCCACAGGGGAACAGAGCGAGGCGGUGGUCACCAUUACUGACGAGAAAGACAAGCCCAUCAUCCGUUUCAGUGAGAUAAAGUACAGUGUACGGGAGCCUCAGAUCCAGGGGGAGACAGCCGUGGUGAAGAUCCCUAUCCUGAGGCUAGGAGACACCUCCAAGGUCUCCCUGGUUAGGGUCCACACCAAGGACGGGUCAGCCACCUCCGGAGAGGACUACAACCCGCUGUCGGAGGAUGUGGAGUUCAAGGAGGGUGAGACAGAACACUUUGUGGAGGUGCAGAUCCUGUAUGACGGCCAGAGAGAGAUGAGAGAAGCCUUCGUCGUCCACAUGAAACCUGAUGAGUACAUGGUCGCAGAGAUGCAGAUGAGUAAGGCAAUUGUGUACAUCGAGGAGAUGGACAGCGUGGCAGACGUCACCUUCCCGGCUGUGCCUACUGUGGUGUCCCUGCUAAUGUACGACGACACGGCCCGCGCCAGGGACAACCCUCACCCCUCUACUGGCUACCCCAUCGUCUGUGUGACGGCCUGCAACCCCAAAUACCACGACUUUGACAAAACGGGCUCCAUCUGCACGGCGGAGAGCAUCAACAACACCCUGACCCAGUACCGCUGGCUGGUCAGCGCCCCCAGCGGGUCGGACGGGGUCACCUCGCCCCUGAGAGAGGUGGACACCAACACCUUCUUCACCAACACUAAGUCCAUCACCCUGGACUCCAUCUACUUCCAGGCUGGGUCGAGAGUCCAGUGUGCUGCCGGGCGUUCAAUACGAACGGGGAUGCUGGUCUGGAGCUGUCCAGUCCCAUCAUGGUGGUCAGCAGGGAGGAAGGUGAGUGGAGACUGGGGGGGGGGGGACUUCAGAGGAGGAGGGUGA
Messenger RNA from Oncorhynchus nerka (sockeye salmon), 2346 nucleotides. RefSeq names its product FRAS1-related extracellular matrix protein 2-like. The record is from RefSeq and is a predicted model, not a curated record. The transcript is spliced from 13 exons. Gene Ontology annotation, biological process: anatomical structure morphogenesis; cell communication. The coding region runs from base 7 to 2346 and encodes 779 amino acids. NCBI's taxonomy places the organism in Eukaryota, Metazoa, Chordata, Actinopteri, Salmoniformes, Salmonidae. Gene Ontology annotation, cellular component: membrane.